CUAUUCUUGUGCCUAUAAAUUCAAAAACCAGCAAUCAAAGCCCCACAUACUUACCGAGUCACACCAGAGAGAAGAAAGAUAGAAACUCAAAAAAACCAUGCUUGGAAAUGGAAACUUUGAUGAAGAAGGAAAGGGAACCCAAGUCCAAAAAAACAUGAAGGACGAUAAGCUUUCUUUGGGAAAGAUCAAGCGAGUCGACUCACUCAAUCUGGAGGCCGGAAAAGUCUUCAUGUCACCUAGCCACGCCUCAAAGUUUACUUGGGCGACUACACUGAGCUUGGCGUUUCAGAGCAUUGGAAUUGUUUAUGGGGAUAUAGGGACGUCGCCUCUCUACGUCUACUCAAGCAUUUUCACAGAUGGAAUUGGAGACAAAGAAGACAUUCUUGGGGUUUUGUCGCUAAUUAUAUACACAAUAGUGUUGAUCCCACUCAUUAAGUACGUUUUCAUUGUGUUAUGGGCUAAUGACAAUGGCGAUGGUGGAACGUUUGCUCUUUAUUCGCUGAUUUGCCGGUAUGCGAAGGUGGGUUUGAUUCCGAAAGAUCAACCGGAGGACAAUGAGCUUUCAAACUACAGACUUGAUACUCCAUCAAGACACGCUGAACGAGCCGAGAAGAUCAAAGAGAAGCUAGAGAAUAGUAGAACUGCUCAGAUCGCGCUGUUCAUUGUAACUAUUCUAGGAACUUCAAUGGUCAUUGGAGAUGGCGUUCUCACUCCAUGCAUUUCAGUUCUUUCUGCUGUGAGUGGAAUCAAAUCUCUGGGGAAAGAUGCUGUUGUGGGGAUUUCUGUGGCGAUAUUGAUUGUUUUGUUCUCCGUUCAACGAUUUGGGACUGAUAAAGUAGGCUUUGCAUUUGCUCCCAUCAUAUGCCUUUGGUUUUUCUUCAUUGCUUGCAUUGGGCUUUAUAACUUGAUCAAAUUUGAUUUGGGAGUCUUGCGUGCUUUCUAUCCAAAAUACGUCGUCGAUUACUUCAAAAGAAAUGGUAAAGAAGGUUGGAUAUCGCUUGGCGGAGUGGUUAUGUGCAUUACAGGGACUGAAGCCAUGUUUGCUGAUCUGGGUCACUUCAAUGUCCGAGCAAUCCAACUUAGUUUCUCUUGUGUUACACUCCCUGCAUUAUUAGCUGCAUAUUGUGGACAAGCAGCAUUUCUAACCAAAUUCCCAAAUGAAGUAGCUGAUACUUUCUAUGCAUCAGUGCCAGAUCUAUUAUACUGGCCAACAUUUGUGAUCGCGGUUGCUGCUGCAAUCAUUGCUAGCCAAGCGAUGAUAUCUGGGGCGUUUGCAAUAAUCUCUCAGUCACUGACUCUUAAUUGUUUCCCCAGAGUCAAGGUUGUUUAUACUUCUGCCAAGCACGAAGGCCAGGUCUACAUUCCUGAGAUCAAUUACAUGCUAAUGAUUGCCUGUGUAAUAGUCUGUGUAGCCUUCCAGACCACUGAAAACAUCGGCCACGCAUAUGGAAUCGCGGUGGUUGCUGUAAUGGUGAUGACAACGUUUAUGAUUACGCUUAUAAUGCUGGUUAUCUGGAGGACGAGGCUAUCGUUGGUUGUGUUGUUCUUCGCAGUAUUUUCUCUCGUCGAACUGGUGUAUCUGUCAUCUGUUUUGUACAAAUUCAAAGAAGGUGGAUAUCUUCCUCUAGCGCUAGCAUUUUUCCUGGUGACGAUCAUGGGAAUAUGGCAUUAUGCGCAGAGACAAAGGUACAUUUUCGAGCUCAACAACAAAGUGUCUAGUGAGUCCAUAAAAGGAUUGAUUUCAGACCGGAACGUAAACAGAAUUCCCGGGAUAGGACUCCUAUACUCCGAGCUGGUGCAGGGAAUUCCACCAAUAUUUCCACACUUCAUUGCAAACGUACCGUCUGCACAUUCAGUUCUAGUUUUUGUUUCAAUCAAGUUGAUCCCAAUUAGUAAAGUGGCCUUGGAGGAGAGGUUCUUGUUUCGACAAGUCGAGCCAAGGGAGUACAGAAUGUUCCGCUGCAUUGUGAGAUAUGGCUACAACGAUCCAAUCGAGGAAUCCCAAGAAUUUGAGCGUCAGUUGGUGGAGAACAUGAAGGAAUUCAUACGCCAGGAGCACGCCUUCCGCCAACGAGUGACAAAUGAUGAGAGCUUGAUAGAGCCAGAGAACCCUCAGCAUUCCACCAUAUCAGCUGCAUCUGCAAGUUCUUCUGAUCAGACUGCACACACGUCGGUUCAAGGAGCUGAAGACGAGGUGCAGUUUGUGCAGAAGGCAAUGGAGAGAGGAGUGGUUUAUUUACUUGGAGAAGCAGAAGUUGUUGCAGAACCAAAUUCAUCGUUUUUCAACAAGAUGGUUGUUAACUAUGCGUAUAGUUUCUUGAGGAAAAAUUUCAGAGAUGGAAAGAAAGUUCUUGCAAUUCCGCGGACUCGGCUUGUCAAGGUCGGAAUGACAUACGAGAUUUAGUGACAAAAAACAGUUCCUGAACUAAAACAGAUGUGAGAGACCCAACGGUUUGCCUGAAAUAAGUAGCGAACAACUACAUGUGUGGAUGGAUAACAGAUUUGCGCGUAGACUGAACGGACUGAGUUUAGGCCCAUGUCGGAUGUUCAAAGGACUAGCCCGUAUGGAAAAAAAAAAUAGCGUUGUUCCCAGCUAACCAAAAAAAUUUAUUUUUGUUUCUGUGAUUUCAAGAAUGCAGUUCA
Messenger RNA from Tripterygium wilfordii, 2643 nucleotides. Its product is annotated as potassium transporter 5-like. Gene Ontology annotation, biological process: potassium ion transmembrane transport. Lineage: Eukaryota; Viridiplantae; Streptophyta; Magnoliopsida; Celastrales; Celastraceae. Gene Ontology annotation, cellular component: membrane. Bases 98 to 2404 code for a protein of 768 amino acids. The transcript is spliced from 7 exons. The record is from RefSeq and is a predicted model, not a curated record. Gene Ontology annotation, molecular function: potassium ion transmembrane transporter activity.